This is a messenger RNA of Mus pahari (shrew mouse), 6723 nucleotides long. RefSeq names its product LON peptidase N-terminal domain and ring finger 2 (gene Lonrf2). Gene Ontology annotation, molecular function: protein binding. Bases 269 to 2533 code for a protein of 754 amino acids. The transcript is spliced from 12 exons. NCBI's taxonomy places the organism in Eukaryota, Metazoa, Chordata, Mammalia, Rodentia, Muridae. The record is from RefSeq and is a predicted model, not a curated record.
GGUUCAAUCAGGACGCCAGCGCUGUGAGGUGGUCGCCACGCUCCCACGGUCACUUGGCUGACGUGAGCCACUGGGGCGCGCACUGGGACGCGCACGGCGCCUCGCACGAGCCGGGGCUGGGCCGCGUGCGCUGCGCUCGCUGCGCUUCCUCCAGGCCCGUCGCGCGUGAUCCCUGCGGCUCGCAGCACCCGGUCCGCCGACGCGCGUGGCUGACAGCGAAGAGGGCAGAGGCCGCGCUCCGGCUGCCAAGAACCCCCGUCUCCUCGCCAUGAGUCCCGAGCCCGCGCCUCCGGAGCCGCAGGGCGUGCGACGCAACCUCGAGGAGCCCCCGGAGGAGCCCCAGGGACAGGGCUCCGCGGCCUUCCUCGCCGGCGACUACGAGGUGGCGGCCGAGCUCUUCCGCUCGCUGCUGGCCGGCCUGGCGCAGCCGGAGCGCGGCCUGUGCUUGCAGCUGGGGGAAGCGCUGGCCCGCGCAGGCCGCCUGCCCGAGGCCAUCGGCGCGUUCCGCGGCGCCGCGCUGCUCGGCCCGCUGCAGCCGGGAGAGCUCUCGGAGCUGGCGAGCGGCCUGGCGCGCGCCCUGGGCCUGCGCGAGAAACGGCCGCCGGUGGCGGCGAGGCCCAGCGGCGGCGCGUCCGGGACCCAGGGGCCCGUGGCGCCGCGCGACCUGCUGGGCUGUCCGCGUUGCGGGCGGCUGCUCUACAAGCCGGUGACGUUGUCCAGCGGGCUCACAGUGUGCAAGCGCUGCGUGGAGCAGGUGCCGGUGCGGGUGCAGGCCCGGCGCGUGAACGUGAUGCUGAGCGGGCUGCUGGAGAGGUGCUUCCCUGCCGAGUGUCGCCUGCGCAGGCUGGCGUGCCAGGCGCGGGGGCUGCAUCGCCAGCAGCAGCCCGAGGCCGCGCUGCUCAGGUGCCAGCAGGCCCUGGACAUGGCCCCGGAUGACAACUCAUUAUUGCUGCUGCGAGCUGAGUUAUAUUUAACCAUGAAGAACUAUGAUCAAGCCCUGCAGGAUGCUGAAGCAGUUUGUCAGAGGGAACCUCUCCUGACCAAGGGACACCAUAUAAAAGCCCAGAUUCUUUCUGGAUUGGGAAGAAAUAGAGAAGUGUUAAAGGAAUUCAUCUACUGCCUUGCUUUAAAUCCUGAGUGCAACUCGGCGAAGAAAGAAACACAGAAGGUAAUAUGUGAGGUGUUCUUUUCAGCUUCAGAAAAUGAGCACCAGACCUCAACAUCUUCCACCGAAACUGGCCCCGAGGCCCUGUGUGAUGGCCAGACAAAUCCCCAGUAUCCUCUGGAAGAAGCAGGCGGUCACGCUAAGGCAGGCAAUCCUAAGACUCCAUCUGAGAAGUCAGAUGUACCCGCAGAUAUCAACUCUUCGGUUUUAUAUUUUAUUCUGGGCCUCCACUGUGAGGAGGAUAAAAAGGCUCUGGAAGGCAUUGUCCCAGCAGCCCCCAGCGGCACCUUGAAGAGGCAGCUUCCCAGUGAUGCCGAGGACGACGAGGAGCUCAACGCAAAUACCCCUGAGAAGAUUCCCAAGAAAGAUGCAGACUCCUCACCUCAGAGGAAUGCGAGCUCAUUAGAGGAAGAGCCGGAGUUCACAAUCGAUGCGACUGACUUUGAGUGUGCGCUGUGCAUGAGGCUGCUCUUUGAACCUGUCACUACACCCUGUGGGCAUACGUUUUGCCUCAAAUGCCUCGAGCGUUGCCUGGACCAUGCCCCUCACUGUCCACUGUGCAAAGACAAGCUUACAGAGCUGUUGGCAACCAGAAAUUUUAAUGUAACUGUUCUGACUGAAGAACUGAUAUUCCAAUACUUACCAGAUGAGUUAUCUGACAGAAAGAGGGUCUAUGAUGAAGAGAUGUCGGAGCUGUCCAACCUGACCAGAGACGUGCCCAUCUUUGUGUGUGCCAUGGCCUUCCCUACGGUUCCCUGCCCUCUCCAUGUGUUUGAGCCCCGCUACCGGCUCAUGAUAAGGAGAUGCAUGGAAACUGGCACCAAGCGAUUUGGCAUGUGUUUAUCCGCGGAGAACGCAGGGAUUUCAGAGUAUGGCUGCAUGUUGGAGAUAAAGGAUGUCAGGACUUUCCCUGAUGGAAGCUCUGUCGUGGAUGCAAUUGGGAUCAGCCGCUUCAGAGUCCUAAGCCACCGCCACCGAGACGGCUACAACACAGCGGACAUCGAGUACCUGGAGGACGAGAAGGUGGAAGGUCCAGAGUUUGAAGAACUUACCGCCCUCCAUGAGUCUGUUUACCAGCAGUCUGUUUCAUGGUUUGCUUCACUUCAGGAUCACAUGAAGAAACAAAUUCUUAGCCAUUUUGGGUCGAUGCCAGACAGGGAACCAGAGCCACAGAGCAAUUCUAGUGGCCCUGCCUGGUCCUGGUGGAUUCUGGCCGUGUUGCCCUUGGAACGCAAGGCUCAGCUGGCCAUUCUCGGCAUGGCCUCCCUGAAAGAGCGUCUUCUUGCCAUUCGACGAAUAUUAGUCAUCAUUACACGUAAGCUGAAUAGUCGCCAAGAAAUGGCUAACAACACACAGAGAGAUAAUUGAUUUUCCUCUAGAUUAAGGUUGCCGGAAGCCCCUGUGUUUUUGAGUUCCAGACACUGACAAAUACCCGUCCUCUUGGCGCACUUUGUAUAAUCUUGUCAAUGUGGUGGUAAGUGGGAUGUUUGCCAAAUACUGAUUUUUUUCACACAGUAGAAGUCUAUCUGCUAGACUUGGACACUGUACAAGAUUCGACUGAAGUUCAAGUGGAAGGUACAGGUGAGAAAUCCUUGAGAACCUCCUCAAAGCAGAUGCUUCAAGACUACAGCUCACUACAGUAUGGGACGCACACAUGGGUGAUGUGACUUCGGUGUCAAAGGUGAUUACACUCCUAGCUAGUAUCUUGACAUGAUAGGUGGACAAUGCGUGUGCCAGUGUUUAGACAGUGAGUGAGAACAGACAUAUUAAGAUAUAAGCAAGCCAGAACUGGACUUGGGUUCUGUGUGUCGCUGUGAACUUGUUUGCAAAAUUAAUGAACUGAAUCACUACCCGGUCCUUACCGAAGAAUUAAGUUAUUACCGGGCAGAGCCGUGUCUGUGUUUCGUGUCCUGCUGUAACCCCAGGUGCUGUAAAUUGCAUGUUGUAAUUAAAUGAAUGUAAAACUACAAGAAGAUGUAUCUUACAUAUAGAAAGGUCUGAGGAUUGCCAGUAUUUUGAGAAUAUAUAUUCCUAAACACUCCAGAAGGGUAGUCAAAAAUGAGUUCAGAUGUGUGUCCAUUGGGAAUGUCAAACAUACAGCCAAACGCAUUGUAAACAAAGUUUUAUCUUUAUUCAACUGGAAAAUUUCCAUCAGAUAAUGAUAAGUGUAACUCCCGACCUCCAGUGCAUGUUGGGAAUAUCACUUGGAAUAACCCUGACAUUCCUGCUGCUGCCUGAGCAGCUGGUGCAGACAGCCUGCUGCUUAGUCUGUAAGAUGUGCAUCCCGACUGACAAGACCCUGCUGAGCGAUCUCAGCAGCACUGGCUGCUUUCUUCAUUUGAGGUGUGUGGGUUUAACUUAAAUGUGUAUUUUAUGAUACAAAAUGUUGAUGGCUUAUCAACCCAUCAAGCAUUUUAUUAGAAAGCCGUACGAUCACAGCAGUGCUGAUUUUAGUGUUCUUUUCAGUAACAGAAACUCAGCUUCACCAUGGGACUUAGAAUAAAAAACGCCCGUCUCAUUUACUAUGAACCUUUGACUUCACCCUUGAGAGGGACUAAAAGCCCUUUUGAGCAAGGGCUUUUCCAUUCCACGCAUUAAGAGUUCAACUCUAUGUAGCAUUUAUGACAUCAUCUGGCCACUUAAAACUAUAACUCUUGUGACAGAAAUCCUUGACUAGAAUUUGCUCAUGGCAGUUAACGGGUUUUGAAUUAUUCUUUUUCUUUUUUGGGAAAAAAAAGUAGGAAUUGGUAUUGUUACUGUUUCUGUUUGGAAGUGUCUCUCCAGUGUGAACAUAGCUUCUCCAGGACUCUUCUGGAAGUUCUGUGUCUGUGCUGAGUUAGUGUUGGGAAGGUUUUUCUUCUACCUGCUGACAUGUUAGCUUUUAUAACUUACUGAGUUCAGAACCAUUAUGCUGCUCUUUCCUGGUUCUGUCCACCUCUUUAUUCCCCUCAAUGUUCUUACGUAAAAGCCCCCAUGGCAGUGAUGCUAAGGAGAACAAGAGAAGUUUUUGGGAUUCAGUGACAAAGAGAAUGUGGCAUGAUUGUCACAUUCUCUGUUACACAUUGCACUGUUCGUAGCAGACCAGUAGUCACUGGGUACUUUUAGGGGAAUCUUGGUUAUUGGACAAUUUCAGUAGCACAAAAGUUAAAGUACCACCAUUGCCCCCAACCAAGGUAGGGAUGUUCUCUCUGAACUGUACUGGGUGUCAAUUUAUAAAUGACAGUGAAGAAUGAAUACCAUUGAGAGAGAAGUUUACUGUUCCAGACAAAGAGAGGCUCAUCGCCUAGGCUCUGUGAGAAGCAGUUAUGUCAGGCGGCUAGGAGUGCAGGUGACUCUCAGGUUCCAUUGCAUGGGUUUCAGUUUUAACAAUAAUGGAUUGUAAUAGCAUCAGGCAGAAGAGACCUCGACUACUCACCAAGCCCUUUCUUGAUGGCAUCAUACUAGAUGUGCAAAACCCUGUUUUCCAGAAUUACAGACAACUCCAGAGCUCCUGUGCUAGCUGAGUGGCUGUGUAAAAAGUCCUCCAAUUCAUUGUUAUCCCCAGAACAAACUGGAGCAAACUCUUUGGUCUGAGCCAACUAAGAAUUUAGAGUUUCUUUCUCCAUGGCUCUCACUGGGUUGCAGCAGCUCCUUCUGAACAAGAUGCAUUUUAGGAAGAAAGAAACUCUGUCAAUCAACAAACCAGGUCAGCAGACCCCAGGCUGGGCUUAAGCAGUAACCCCGCCAUCCCCAACAAUGGUUAUGAGUAGCAGGAUUUAGUACAUUUCCAUAGUUUGUAUGGAGAUUAAAAGGAGACAAAGGAUUUCCAAAGAAUGUUUGACUGGAAUGCAGCAGACAGGGUUUCCGCAGACUGUAAAGCAUACAAGAAAAACCCAUUCCCUAAACCUGAUGUAGAAGAGGCCCCUCCCUACCGGUUUGACAGUAACCUCAGUGGCUGCUCCUGCUUCUAAUGAGGACAUCCCUAAGGCCAAGUACACAGUGCACAGUGGUCCUCUGCUCUCCACUCACAUACUCACUAAAAACUUCUGCUUCCUGGUGGAUACACCUAGUGUAAUUUGGAAGUUGAAUAGCUGGGGCUGAUUACGAAGUCAGCUUCAUCUGGCCCAAAGCUCCUCACCCUGACUUUCAAGGCCAAGGUUCAUAGUGAGUUCCUACAAGAGCCGGGCUGUUAAUGGACUUGAACCUGUCGUAUCCCACAGAACCCAAAAGGACGCUUACCUUUUGUUAUAGGCCAGAGAAAACUCAAAUAGUUUUUAAUUCUCUUGGGUGAGACAGGAAUUCCAUCAGCCUUCACACAGCCCCUCAUUGGUGGUUUUUUUCUUUCCACUUCAACUUUGAUGCUUUCCCUUGGUACCUAUUGGCAUUCUGUAAAUCCCGCUACGUGGUCAUCUGAGUCAUUUUCAGACCCCUCCUCAGGGGGAGAGCAUAGCACCAGACCAUCUGCACACUGGAAUCACAGAGCAGCCAGGCCCCAUUGCAGUGCGAGCUGUAGUAGACCUCUGCGCCAUGGUCCAGCUGUGCUGGUGGCUUUUCUGAGCAAAGACUCUCUGUGUGGAUGUUUACAUAAGAAUUGCACACACAUGCAGACUCUAGUACCUGAACACUUGAUCUGCACUUCGUGCUGACAUUAUGGAGCCUUUAGAAGGUGCAGCCUUGCAGGAGUAUGUAUGUCCCCGGGGGUGGACUUUUGAGAGUUUAUCACUUUGCCCCACUUGGAGUUGCUCUCUGUGCUUUAUGUUGGCUGUUGAAGAUGUGACCUCUCAGCUUCCUGCUCUGGCUUCUUGUUGCCAUGACUCCUGUACCAUAUGGGCGCUCUCUCUCUCUCUUUCUCUCUCCCCCCCCCCCACCAUGGUGUUUAUCAGAGCAACAGGAGAGUACACAGUGCACCUUCACAGCUGGAAUAUGACGGAAAGCUGGACAAAGCUUGAGUACUGUGAACCAUUUUGAAACCCUUGGUAAGUCUUUGAUUUGUCUGCUUCCGCUGGGGUCCCCACUGCAGACAACACGGUUUUCGCAGUAGAUUUUCCACCCUGUAAAGCUUUUUCCUUGACCAGCGUUCCUUCCAUACAGUUUAUACCGCAACACACUUUUGUCCACUGAGCUUUGGAAACGUGGCUAUUCCGUAGGUUGCAAAGCUGCCUAGUCCUGCCUCAUUCAUUCACUUGUGAUACUUAUCACCUGACUUACCUUACAACUGACUUAGUACCCGUGGGAUGAUUGGUACCACUUGAGCAUUGUGAAUAGCUUUUCUUUAUUUAGAGCAGGUUUGAACAAGUUAAGUCUAUCAAUUAACAUUAUGUGUCUUGCCUCUUUAGAGGUCAGUAGUGAUGUGGAAUAUUCACCCAGCUUCGCUCUCCUGGGGGCAAAGAUGCGAGUAGCAACAUUUGGCAUUUGUUGUUUCUUACACAAGACUGGUUUUUAAAUGUUGCAAAUGUUUACUUCAUUGUAUUCUUUCCCUGUCCAUUUCAGCUCACUGAAAUUGUGUAUCUAAUAUGUGAUAUUUGGAUUAGAUAAAACGUAAAGUGUUGUAAAUGUUUUCAAAUAAAUAAUCACUCUCA